AUGGACUCCACCACCCACAACGACACCACCAACCCCUUCGAGGACCCGGCUGGAUCCGAGGCCUCGCUCGACAUCUCAGCCGUGCUGAACGUCGACCGCAACGCAACUCUCACCCUAGGCACCGACUCGCUCAUCGUCCUGGACGAAGGCCUACGACAUCGCCGAGCGGCCUCGAACUGCUGCGGCCUACUACCACAACUCUCCAAAACCACCCGAGCGAUCCCGUUCCACAACGUCCUCUGGGCCGAGCUCAGCAGCUUCGAUGUCACGGUGCAUUACGCGCAGCCCGUGGGCCGGAAAGGCAAGGGCUGUCGCGUGGGGUAUAUCAACUAUAAUGUGACGGACAAGAGCAUGCACACGCACGCGAAGCAGUGGGUGGACAAGCUGAUGGAGCGCGCGUACCCGCCGAGCAUCAAGAGGAAGAGAAGGAUAAAAGUGUUGAUCAAUCCUUUCGGUGGGCAGGGGAAUGCGCAGAAGUUGUGGACGAGGGAGGUGGAGCCUAUUUUUGCCGCGGCACAUUGUGAGAUUGAGGUGGAGAGGACGACGUAUCGCGGGCACGCUAUUGAGAUUGCUGAGAAGCUGGAUAUUGAGGCUUUCGAUAUGGUGGCGUGCGCUUCGGGGGAUGGACUGCCUCAUGAGGUGUUCAACGGGCUGGCGAAACGGCAGGAUGCUAGACGUACGCUGAGGAAGAUUGCGGUUUGUCAGAUUCCUUGCGGGAGUGGGAAUGCUAUGAGCUUGAAUAUGCACGGGACCGAUUCGCCUUCGUUGGCAGCUGUGGAGAUGGUGAAGGGAUUGAGGACACCUUUGGAUCUGGCGGCUAUUACCCAAGGCGACAAGCAGUAUUACAGCUUUCUUUCGCAGGCAGUCGGUAUCAUCGCCGAGACGGAUCUGGGUACGGAAUCGCUACGAUGGAUGGGACCUCUACGAUUCACUUGGGGAAUUUUGGUCAGGAUGCUGGGGAAGACCAUCUAUCCUGCUGAGGUUUCGAUGGUGGUAGAGACCGAGGACAAGCGGGCGAUUAGGGAGUCAUACAGACAUGCUCGAGAAGAGCACGACGCGCGAAAGUCCAAGCAGCUAGAUCGAGAAGACGCAGAUUACAACCUACCGGAAGGUCAAGACUCGCAGCUUCCAACCCUGAAAUACGGCACAGUUGGAGAACCUCUAGGUCCCGACUUCAUCACCCAGGACAUGCCCACCCUAGGCAACUUCUACGUCGGCAACAUGUGCUACAUGUCCCCCGACACACCCUUCUUCGUAGCCGCCCUCCCUUCCGACGGCCAACUCGACAUGAUCACAGUCCCCGGAGACUGUUCGAGAACCACGGCAUUACGCAUGAUCGGCACCGUCGAGCAAGGCGGCAUCAUGAACUUCGACGUCGUCUCGUACCGCAAAGUCCUGGCUUACAGAAUCACGCCACGAUCAAACCCGACGCCCAAGAGCCGGCGACUUCGGGCGAAGAUCGGACAGUGGUUGGGCGGUGCGGGCGGUCAGAAGGAAGGGUUGAUCGCUAUCGAUGGCGAGAAGGUGCCUUUUGAGCCUUUUCAGGUCGAGGUGAUGUCUGGACUGGGGAUGACGCUCAGCAAAAGCGGAGGCGUGUAUGAGUUUGAAGGGCCCAAGGCACCUUGA
Molecule: messenger RNA, 1626 nt
Organism: Zasmidium cellare ATCC 36951
Lineage: Eukaryota; Fungi; Ascomycota; Dothideomycetes; Mycosphaerellales; Mycosphaerellaceae
Exons: 1
Coding region: 1-1626 (541 amino acids)
Biological process (GO): sphingosine biosynthetic process
Cellular component (GO): membrane; cytoplasm; intracellular membrane-bounded organelle
Source: RefSeq, a predicted model, not a curated record